Messenger RNA from Penaeus chinensis, 2882 nucleotides. RefSeq lists its product as uncharacterized. Bases 154 to 1647 code for a protein of 497 amino acids. Lineage: Eukaryota; Metazoa; Arthropoda; Malacostraca; Decapoda; Penaeidae. The record is from RefSeq and is a predicted model, not a curated record. The transcript is spliced from 6 exons.
UUACCCUUGCACGUGAAGGAUACUCUCUGAGCAACACAGCAGACACUGUGCCGGCACGGAAGAGAACCGAUGUACACAGCAUCUCCCGAUAUUUUUGGAGACAUAACCAGUUAAUAGGGUUUAUCACAUAAAUUUCCCCAACACGAAUCAGCAAUGAGCAACUUAAGAACACUCGUGCGGAUGGUGGCCGCGGAAAGUGUGGGUCUCGCGCUGCUGUGGCUGACAAUGGUGGUGCUGCAUAUAUCCGCACUUAUCGUAGGGUUCCUGGACCUCGAUGCCAUGUUGCAGUUUGUUAUUGGGUUUACCAGUUAUCUGUUCAUCACGCACCUCUUGCUUAACGGAUGGCUCGUGCGCAUAUAUUGGGAGAAAAUAAGUCGGCUAAGGGCGGUAUUACUUUUUGUCACAUUCACCUUUCCUCUUUACUUGUUGUUGCUCCGCGUCCGGCAUGCUGUGGCCGCCUUUCGUGGGAGGAACCAGGUCGUGGCCCGGCGGGAGGCUCUGAAGGCCAGGUACGCCAUCUCUGUCGAAAACAGUGCCGUCGUGGAAUUCCCACCUCUUAGUGCGGCAGUGCAACGCACGAGCUGCGUCCCUCUCAGCGUUGAAACGUCGACGAAUGACUCCCAAGGCGACUGUGAAGUCUCGCUUAGGUCGUGGGUCGUUACAGAAACAAACGUCGAUGCCGACAGCAAGUUGAUCAAGAUGAGCUCCGACGACGUAGGGCUGAGGGAGCCGAAGAGCUUUUCGCAUCUCUUCAUGAGUGAUUUAUCCGAGCUCGUCGCCGGCCGGAAGACGCUCUCAUUCCACUUCGUUUUGGAUGCGAAUAACGACAUCAUCCACGUCUCGAAGACCAGCACCCUGCCCAACGGACUGCCAGACCGGGUUCGCAAUACAAGUCCUCUCACAAUUUGCAAUGAUACCCAUUACUUGAUCAACCUCAGCCAGGGCAUUGGGUAUGAGGUUGUCGCUAUUGCGGCGAGAAAUGAAAAAUCUUGUGUUACUGUUACGCAGACCAACCUAUCUUCAUUUUUAUGGUGUUAUACACUGUACAGCACCGCCCUCUUAGUCUAUGGACUGCUGGUGAACUUGCGUCAUAACGGCAGAGCCACCGGGUUGUACCACGCCGGCUGGAUGUGCACGGCCGCCGCCUGGCUCCUCACGUGCCGGGGUGUGGACGAGCCUUGGACUGACACUUUCGCCAAGAUCCCGCUGCGGUUGUGUUUCACCGUAUGCCGAAUCUUUCUGAUGUGUGGCGUCGCCAUGGGCGGGCUGGGCAACGUUGCCAUUUUGUACCUGAGCGCCAAAGCAGCGGGAUAUCUCGCCCUGGUCGGGGAGUUAGUAUACAAGAAGCUCAGAAGGAAUGUACGUCCCUGGGGCGAUGUCGUGGACCGCUAUUUCUUUGACAAGACUUUGGUGAUGAGCUACCAAGGGGGCGAGAGCGUCGUCUGCUGCGGUUGGGCCAUUUGGUGUCACGUCUGCCGUCCCUCCGAGCACAGCUUCGCCCUGCUCGUCGCUGUGCUGCUGUGCCAGGCUGCUGGGAUGAUUUACCUGAACUUCGUGAGAAGGUUUCUGAAAGAGCCCUUGAAGAAUCCUGUGCGUAUCCUUAUGAUGGCGAAGGACAGAAUGAAUGCAGCGGAGAAAAGUAUCUGAUAUAUUUAAAGAAAAUUCGUGUGUCUUCUUAUUUGGUUGCUUACUUGUGCAGUGUGCGCAAAGUACAUAGGUAACUACAUUGUCAGUAAGUAUGGAAUUGUACAUAAAAACUUUUAUACUCUUUAUCAGAUUAAUACUUAUUUUCACUCAAGGAAUAUCAGCAAACUUUCUUUAGGAAUGUAAAUAGAUUUUGUAAACAUAAUUGGUAAGUUGACUCAAGUUGUUUUAAUUAAAUAUUAGGUAUUUGUUACCGAGAGCGAAGCACCGACCAGAGACGAAAUCCUAAAAACAAGGUUAUAUGCGCACCCAAAACACAAACCUAACUCUUCCUACCUUCUAUUAUUCCCUAGAUAAGGUUACAAGCCCCCCUCCCCCACCACCCCCUUAUUAGCACCUCGUUCCAACUUAUUGAAAACGGACACGAAGAUCUCUGGCAUUGUAAGGAUGUUGUCUACUAUAAGAUGGCAGUCUAUUUCCCUCUGUCUCUGUGCGUCGCUCUCGGUAGCACGAUAUUAGUAUUUCAGUUUCCCCGCGACUACACUUGUAAAGGCUCUUUACGUCUCCAUUUCACUUUCUUUGAAACCGUUCCAAUGGGUUAUGUUACUUAACGUGCAAUGUACAUUAUUCACAUGUCUCAUUUAAGCACAUGUUGAAAUGUCGAUAUUUAUAACCGAGAGCGUCGCACCCUCCAGAGAUGAAGCUUAAAACCAAAAACCAUACCAAGUAUUUCCUAUCUUCUAUUUAUUCCCUACGAAGGGGGGUGGCAACCCCCACCCCUUUAUUAGCACUUCGUACCAAAUUACGGAAAACGCAACAUUAAGUGUUGUGGAUCGGUGACAUGCAGCUGAUAUUUUCAUUAUUUCGCGGUGAAUAUGAGGCUGCAGCAGCUGUCCCUGUGUUGUUUAUAACUUGAUUGUAGAAAGCAUUGCAAAGGAUUUUUAUGUCGUCUUAUUUCUUUACAAGAUAGCGGUAUCCUUUUCCCUCUAUCUUUGUGCGUCGCUCUCGGUAACUUUAACCGAAAUGUCUCCUUGCCCUAAACAUCGUGCAGCUAUAGUAAAGGCCACAUAUGUUUGUAAAAAAAGUAAAAAUAAAAUAAUCAGUGCCAAAGAGGAAAUGCUGAAUUUGAAUGUUUAAAAAAAAAAAAAACGGGAGGAAACAUUUUAACAGAAUGUAUGAACAACUGAAAUACCAUAGAUAAAAAUGAAUCCUACUUUUCCCCGAGUUGCAAAGGUGAA